ACCUCUUGAUCUUCAAAGGUUUAUCAUCAUCAUCACAGUUCCAAGAAGGAGCGUUGCACUUUUCUCUCACACUCAGGAGGGUCCGGUGACUUGUUUCAACAUGUGGGGCUGUGUCACUGGCUUCUUCACCUACGAGACCACCAAGUCUGUGGUUGUGAAGAGCUGGUCCGUGGGGAUCAUCAACAGGAUCAUACAGCUGCUCAUCAUUACAUAUUUUGUGGGCUGGGUCUUCAUCCACGAGAAAGCUUACCAGGUGACCGACACCGGGAUCGAGUCAACAGUUAUGACCAAAGUCAAAGGCUUUGGUUACCAUCAGAACCGUGUGAUGGACGUGGCCGACUACGUCUUCCCUCCUCAGGGCGCAGCUGUGUUCUCCAUCAUGACUACUGUCAUCAAUACUGAAAAUCAGUUCCAAGGACGAUGUCCAGAGACUUCCGAAAAAUUCAACUGUACCACAGAUGCAGAAUGCACCAAAUUUCUAUACUCCGUUGUCUCAAGUGGCAGAAUAACAGGUAUUUGCCACAAGACCUUUAAUGAGUCUGAGGGUCGCUGUGAGAUUGAGGGAUGGUGUCCAGCCGAGGAUGACAACGUUGAGAUCCAACCAAUGCUGGAAGUGGAAAACUUCACCAUCUUCAUCAAAAACAGUGUUCGUUUCCCACUCUUCAAUGUCACCAAAGGAAAUUUGUUUCCCACAAAGAAUUCCUCUGAGAUCAUAAACUGUACCUACGAUCCAGAAUCACAGCCUUUCUGUCCCAUCUUUCGUCUGGGGGAUAUAAUACACUACACUGGGCACAACAAGAAAAAACUGCUGGAAAAGGGUGGAGAAGUAGGAAUAAACAUUGAAUGGAAAUGUGACCUUGACCGAGAUAUUCAGUACUGUGUUCCCAAAUACUUUUUCACAAGGCUCGAUGACCCAGUUCAACACAAGGUCUCCAAGGGGUACAACUUCAGGUUUGCCAAAUAUUUUAAGACAGAGACUGGGACUGAAUUUCGGACUCUUCACAAAGUAUUUGCAAUCCGGUUUGACGUAAUGGUCACAGGCAAUGCAGGAAAGUUCAGCACAAUCCCAACACUGAUCAACUUAGUCGCUGCGUUCACCUCGAUUGGGCUGGGUACCGUUUUCUGUGACAUUAUCUUACUGAACUUCUUGAAAGGAGCAGCACAGUACAAAGCCAAGAAGUUUGAGGAGGUGUCAGAGGCACAGAUCGAAUCAUCCCCCAAGUCCAGUCCUGACAGCCACCAGUCACUCAAACCAGAUGUCAAGCGUUCCCCUGACUCUGGAGCAAUUUCCUUGUCCUCCUUUGAUUGACUGUCCAAAUCUGAAGAAAUGGACACGCCUCCGGUUUUCUCUUUCACUUACUGCUUCGCAUUUUUGCUUUUAAGGGCUCUGUAGUCAGUUUUAAUUAGGCAAGAAUAAGAAUAAGAAGGAAAGAAAAUGGCUCAAUUAGAGGAAAACUGGAAAAUCUUUGGCACUCACACUGAAACAAGGUUACCAUUAAAGAAGAUGAGUUUUUGAUUAUUAUCAAAACAAUAUUACCUUAGAGUUAAUUAUUAAAAUGUUAUUUUAUUUAAAACAUUUUCAUUUUAUACCUUCUUAACUACAAUAAUAUGUGUAAUAUUAAAGCUGAAUAAAUCUCAGUAUUUCCAGCUAAGAAGCUGUUGUUUAUAAAAUACCUUUGAUUUACAUAAUAUUUGAUCGUGUUUCUUUGUUGUUAUGUUCACAUUACCAAAUGCCCUAAUAAAG
Melanotaenia boesemani (Boeseman's rainbowfish) is the source of this 1744-nucleotide messenger RNA. It is a transcript of the gene p2rx3a, whose product is annotated as purinergic receptor P2X, ligand-gated ion channel, 3a. Gene Ontology annotation, molecular function: ATP binding; purinergic nucleotide receptor activity; extracellularly ATP-gated monoatomic cation channel activity. Gene Ontology annotation, cellular component: nuclear inner membrane; plasma membrane. Lineage: Eukaryota; Metazoa; Chordata; Actinopteri; Atheriniformes; Melanotaeniidae. The transcript has 12 exons. Gene Ontology annotation, biological process: response to ATP; monoatomic cation transmembrane transport. The coding region runs from base 101 to 1309 and encodes 402 amino acids. The record is from RefSeq and is a predicted model, not a curated record.